Messenger RNA from Saccoglossus kowalevskii, 666 nucleotides. RefSeq lists its product as uncharacterized. The record is from RefSeq and is a predicted model, not a curated record. Lineage: Eukaryota; Metazoa; Hemichordata; Enteropneusta; Harrimaniidae. Gene Ontology annotation, molecular function: sulfuric ester hydrolase activity.
AUGGAUCUGUUUGUUAUUAUUCUGACGCUAAUUUCAUUGAUGACAAAUUUCGAUCUUGCCAGGACUGCACAGCGUCCUCAUAUUGUUUUUAUAUUAGCUGACGAUUUGGGAUAUUUUGAUGUUGGAUAUCGCAACGGCUCGAUCGUCAAAACACCGAAUAUCGACAAGUUGGCGGCAGAAGGAGUGAAAUUAGAACGACAUUAUGCCCAGCCAUCGUGCAUGCCUUCAAGAAGCUGCCUUAUGAUGGGUAGAUAUCAGAUUCACACGGGAUUUGACUAUCGAUGCAAAGACGGCAAACGAUCCCAACUAUGUAUGCACCCUGAUACAAUAACGAUGCCGAUGAAGUUAAAAGAGAAUGGAUAUGCCACUCAUAUGAUUGGUAAAUGGCAUCUCGGCAAUAUCAGAUGGGAGUGUCUGCCAAAUGCAAAAGGAUUUGACACGUUUUUUGGCUAUCUGAGUGCAAUUGAAGACUACUUUACUCACUAUACUCCCGCCGGAGCUAACUGUCACGAUUUUUGGAGAAACCAUGAUGAAGUAGCUGAUGACUAUAAAGGACAGUAUUCAACACACUUAUUCACGAAGGAGGCUCAGGAUAUUAUUAAAAACCAUGAUAUCAAUCAGUUGGAAAAAACCAACAGUAAUACUACGCAGAAAUUGACAAUAUAA